Molecule: messenger RNA, 657 nt
Organism: Ophidiomyces ophidiicola
Lineage: Eukaryota; Fungi; Ascomycota; Eurotiomycetes; Onygenales; Onygenaceae
Gene: rpl13
Product: 60S ribosomal protein L13
Exons: 5
Coding region: 1-657 (218 amino acids)
Biological process (GO): translation
Cellular component (GO): ribosome; cytosolic large ribosomal subunit
Molecular function (GO): RNA binding; structural constituent of ribosome
Source: RefSeq, a predicted model, not a curated record
AUGGCGAUCAAGCACAACCAGCAAAUUCCUAGGAAUCACUUCCACAAGGACUGGCAACGUCGUGUCCGAGUACACUUCGAUCAGCCUGGUCGGAAACACCGCCGUCGGGAGGCUCGUCUUGCAAAGGCUGCUGCCGUUGCCCCUCGCCCUGUGGACAAACUCCGCCCCAUCGUCAGAUGCCCUACUAUCAAAUAUAACAGCCGGGUUAGAGCUGGGCGUGGCUUCACAGUUCAGGAAUUGAAGGAAGCUGGAAUUGCUCGCAAACUCGCUCCCACCAUCGGUAUUGCUGUCGAUCACCGCCGCAUCAAUGCCUGCACAGAAUCCCUUUCCGCAAACGUCGCCCGCUUGAAGGAAUACAAGGCUCGUUUGAUUCUCUUCCCACGCAAGAGCGGUCAAUUCAAGAAGCUCGAUUCUUCUGUCGAGGAGGUCAAGGCUGCCUCUGAAGGCAAGGUCGCCAAGAGCAUCAGCACCGUACUUCCAGUUGUCAACGUUGCCCGAGCUAAGGCUGUUAGUGAGAUUUCGAAGGCCGAUAUGCCUGAGGGAGAGAAAGCUGCCUACCGAAGACUGAGAGAUGCUCGCAGCGAGGCUCGCUAUGUGGGAAGGAGAGAGAAGAGAGCGAAGGCGAAGGCUGAGGAGGCCGCAGCGGCUAAGAAAUAA